GCAGCUUCCCAAAAUCUUUGUUUAAGUCUUACCCAGAAAAAAUGUAUCCUCCAACACAUGAUUAUGAGAAACAAGCAGGUGAACACUAUCCAGCUCCUUUCCCUGCUUCAGCACCUCCAAAUACUACCCCUUCUGGACACCCGUAUGCUACGGCUCCUUCAUUUAAUAUAGCCUCUGGUGUGAGGGCUCAUGCUGUUGCAGGGAGGUGGUCUUCUGGUCUUUGCCAUUGUUGUGAUGAUCCUGCAAAUUGCUUGAUCACUUUCUUCUGCCCCUGCAUCACAUUUGGACAGAUUGCUAAUAUAGUUAGCAGAGGCUCUUCAUCUUGUGCUUCUAGCGGCACAAUCUAUGGGCUUCUUCUGGGUUUUACUGGCUUGUCAUGUUUGUACUCUUGCUUUUAUCGUUCAAGAUUGAGGGCACAAUAUGACUUGGAUGAGACACCAUGUGUAGACUGCUUAGUGCACUUCUGCUGUGAGACUUGUGCUCUGUGUCAAGAAUACAGAGAGCUCAAGAGUCGUGGGUUUGAUAUGGGGAUAGGCUGGGAAGCGAACGUGGACAGACAAAGGCGUGGAGUUACGGCGGCUCCAAUGGUGGUGCCAGGCAUGACAAGGUGAAAGGGGACAUUAAGGCCAUUUUGCUCCUCCUCCUGCUGCUUGCUUGUGCAGCUUCUUUUCAGUCGUAUAUAUGAUUUAAAAAAUUGUUAAAUCUACAACUCUUUUAUAUUUUGUUAACACACGUCGGUAUAUGAUUGGAAUGUGUUAAUUUUUUUUUAGUGACCGGCUGGCGUGGCUCCAAUCACAUGCCAAUAAAUGUCACUUUGUUGUAAAAGUGUCGUAGAAGAGUUGAAAGAGUAUCAUUACCCAUAUGAUUCAUGCUAUUGUUAAUUGGAGUGUUUGCUUUUGUUAUUCUCGUCGGGGAAUAAAAGUAAAAUUUGUGCUAAUGUAGCCGGUGUAAUAAUAUAUAU
Messenger RNA from Corylus avellana, 961 nucleotides. RefSeq names its product protein PLANT CADMIUM RESISTANCE 2. The record is from RefSeq and is a predicted model, not a curated record. Lineage: Eukaryota; Viridiplantae; Streptophyta; Magnoliopsida; Fagales; Betulaceae.